UCACAUGCACCGACAAUCACUUGAUUGUACGAAAUCUCAGAUCUAACGAUGCUGGACAAUAUUCCUGCUCGGUGCCAGGAGUGGGAGAUUCAGAUAGUGUGGCUGUAGUCAUCACGACUGUAAAAGUCAAGCUACCACCAAAAAGUAAUCCGAACCGGUCACAUUGUCCACGCUAAUCUCAUCCGAUGAGAUUGGCUUGUUUACGCCUUGUAGCUCCCCCCUCAAAUUCCUCCAACUCGACCACCUCCACCAGUCACAUCCGGUCGGUGCCAACCUUCAACGCAACGACAAUCACACCGAAUUCCGACCUUAGCAAAGACAGUGCUGGGACGGGAGAUUCGUUUCCUGCAACGUCACGUGGUUCUGCUCCAACUACUACGACAAAUGGCAUUGAUAUGUCAACUGGAAGCAAUUCUAUUGACCCUAAUUACAUUGGAACAGUUACCCCAGAACCUACUUCUCAAACAAUCAUGCCAAUCGAUGUCUCAGUCACUGCUUCUCCACCCACACCAACUACAGGUGGUUAAUUAGUAAUUAAUUUGCUUGCUUAGAUGUUAUGGACUACAAAUUGUGCAACUAUUGUAACAACUGUUGAAUC
Messenger RNA from Corticium candelabrum, 598 nucleotides. RefSeq lists its product as uncharacterized. The transcript has 3 exons. Lineage: Eukaryota; Metazoa; Porifera; Homoscleromorpha; Homosclerophorida; Plakinidae. The record is from RefSeq and is a predicted model, not a curated record. The coding region runs from base 186 to 527 and encodes 113 amino acids.